UCGACAGGUACGUGACACAGUUGACUGGGCGCGCGCAGCCGUUCGCUCUCCGUGGUGCUGAAUCUUCUAACCGCCUCACCGGAGAUCCUCGCGACAGAUAAGAGAUAGUGCACCGUCUUCCACUGGAAAAUAACGAUAUAAUUUGGACUUUUCAGCGCUAUCAUCGACGUUUUUUUCCCCUUCUUGAUCUUAUCAUAACAUGGAUACAUUUGAAACUUUAUCAAGAGAGUGAUUGUUUUUAGUACCAUUUGACAGGGAUCUGUUCAAGAUGGCACUGAAUGGAUAUACAUUGCAUAAGGCAAAGGAAGAUUUAUCAGACUACUGUUUUGUGACUGUGAAACCGUACCACAUCUGAUUGGUCGUGUAUUUCUGCAAUACUGCCUAGUCGUUUUUUCAAAGCUCUUUCAAAACACCUGACAUUGGAUGUCUAAACCUCAAUUGUCUUUAUAGAAAGAGGCACUUCAUUUGGAUUAUCAUCUUGACAAAUAUGUUCAUUAAUAUUCUACACUUGAAUUCGUUAUUGUAAAAUCGUAGAAAUCGAACAGAGGAGAAUUUGGCAUCAUGGAAUCCGGCCCAGAACCAGUUAAGCAGCGUGCAUUCCCACCCAGUAAAGAAGGGCUGAAGAAUUUGGCAGGAAAGACCUUCGGACAUCUUUACAGGGCGCUGGAGAAACAUCAGAAGACAGGUGAGGUGAUCGAGCUAACCGAGGACGGACGGCCCUCAGCGCAGCACGAGAAGAAACCGCCACUAUGUGACUGCACGUGCUUCGGCCUUCCCCGCCGCUACAUCAUCGCCAUCAUGAGCGGCCUCGGCUUCUGCAUUUCUUUCGGCAUCCGCUGUAACCUGGGCGUGGCUAUUGUGGGCAUGGUCAAUAACAGCACGGUGCACGAGAACGGCAAGAUCGUCAUCAAAGAGAAAGCAAAGUUCAACUGGGACCCAGAGACGGUGGGAAUGAUCCACGGUUCAUUUUUCUGGGGCUACAUCGUCACCCAAAUACCUGGAGGAUGGAUAUGCUCACGAUUAGCAGCAAAUAGAGUGUUCGGGCUAGCCAUCUUCCUCACGUCAACCCUCAACAUGCUGAUUCCAUCCGCGGCUCGGGUUGACUAUCGCUGCGUCAUCUGUGUCAGGAUUCUACAAGGCCUGGUCGAGGGCGUGACCUACCCAGCAUGCCAUGGGAUCUGGAGUAAGUGGGCCCCACCACUGGAAAGGAGUCGUUUGGCUACCACUUCCUUCUGUGGGUCCUAUGCUGGGGCUGUGAUAGCCAUGCCUCUUGCUGGCAUCUUGGUGCAGUACUCUGGCUGGUCUUCUGUCUUCUAUCUAUAUGGGUCCUUUGGGAUAGUCUGGUACAUGUUUUGGAUCCUGGUGUCUUACGAGAGUCCGGAGGUCCACCCCACCAUCACAGACGAGGAGCGACGUUACAUUGAGGAGAGCAUCGGAGAGGGUCAACAACUAAUGGGCCCUGCCGAUAAAUUCAAGACUCCGUGGAAGAAGUUUUUUACCUCUAUGCCCGUCUAUGCAAUUAUCGUGGCCAACUUCUGCCGGAGCUGGACUUUCUAUCUGCUCCUCAUCAGUCAGCCAGCCUACUUCGAGGAGGUGUUCGGCUUCGAGAUCAGCAAGGUGGGGAUGGUGUCGGCGCUGCCUCACCUGGUGAUGACCAUCAUUGUGCCCAUUGGAGGGCAGCUGGCUGACUGGCUUCGCUCCAGGAACAUCCUGUCCACCACCACCGUCAGGAAGAUCAUGAACUGUGGAGGGUUUGGAAUGGAGGCCACUCUCCUCUUGGUGGUGGGUUUCUCUCACACCAAGGGUGUGGCCAUCUCUUUCCUGGUCCUGGCUGUUGGCUUCAGUGGCUUCGCUAUAUCAGGCUUCAAUGUGAACCACCUGGACAUCGCUCCUCGCUAUGCCAGUAUCCUGAUGGGCAUCUCCAAUGGCGUGGGGACCCUGUCCGGCAUGGUCUGCCCUCUCAUUGUGGGGGCCAUGACAAAAAACAAGACCCGAGAGGAGUGGCAGUGGGUGUUCCUCAUCGCUGCCCUCGUCCACUACGGUGGCGUCAUCUUCUAUGGGAUCUUCGCGUCGGGUGAGAAGCAGCCAUGGGCCGACCCGGAGAUGACCAGCGACGAGAAGUGUGGCUUCAUCGAGGAGGAUGAGCUGGCAGAGGAGACGGGUGACAUCACCCAGGGCUACAGCGGCGGCAUGGCGGCCGUGGGGGCAGGAAAGAGUUACGGGGCCACCGCCGUGGGGAUCAACGGGGGCUGGGUGGCGCCCGACGGCUGGGAGAAGGUGGAGGAGGAGCCAGUGGGACACACCUGGGCUGACUGAGGCUCCUCCCACACCAAAGGGCCGUAUGUACCAGGAAGCUGGUGCUAAUCUUGGAUCAGUUAUGUCACAAAGAGUAAUGUAACACGUAUAUGGAGCUGAUCCCAGAUCAGCAUGCCUGUGCCCAGAUGCCCUGAUACAUGUGGCCCCAAAUAUAGGGAUUUUACGGGGGUUUUGGGGGAGCCUAGCCUGGUUUCCCAUCUGGUUGUGCUGUCCUGACAGGUCUUAUAAUAACCAUAGCAACUAAUACAAUCAUCACGGCAUAUACAGAUCUGGGAUCAGGCUAUGGAAGUCCCCCCCCCCCCCCCCAAAAAAAAAUAAAAGUACAAAUAAUGUUGUGGUUUGCACAAAUAAGCAUACAAAUGUAAAAGAAUUCAGCAACGACAACAAAAAAACUAAAAAUACACCCGUUGGUUCAAAAUAUGAGUGUAAAAUAUAUUUCCAGUUCAGCACAAUGCAGUACAAUCUGAAAUAGAUUGUGAUAGAAUCCGCGUCUAAACCAUCUAGACUUUUCACUCCUAGCAGUUCGAGGGAAAAUAUCGGCUGAGUUAAAAUACCUUUAAGGCUCCUUUACCUUGUCAGUGUGUACUUGAAACAACAUAACGAGCCAGAUAUUGUUGCAGAUGACCAUCACAUGUCUAAAAAAAACCUUGUUUAAAAUACCAGUUUCUGAUUGCACUGAUACUGUAAGUAUUUGAAAACAAACUAGAUACUACUAUCAUAAUUAUUAUUAUAUUUCUUAUCCAUGGCAUUUUAUGUAACUGUACAUAUGACGUUACUGUUUCUGUGAGACUCUUGUGGAUUUGGGUCGUCGAUCUGUGUGAACAUUGUUAUAAAGGCCAUAUUUUUCAUGGACAAAACCUUUUCAGGGAGUUGUCUGAUCUGCUACAAAAAAAGUCUUGUUUUCAAGCAAGGCCGAAACCACUAAGAAAAAGAAAAAAACGUGUGUGUGGGUGUGUGAAGUAUGGGUGUGAGGUGUGAACUCAAAUGUAAAAUUUCUAUGUGCGUUGUUGCAUGAAUUUGCUGAAAUCAAUGUUUCUAGUACAGCUAUUUCACAGCCAUUGGUAGUUCUCAUCUCUUUCACUGCUUUGUUUUUGGGUAAUAUGUCCUGUGCCAUAUCAGUGACUUAACGUGGACUUAACAUGUUACAACGUUGGCAGCCAUGAGGGACAAAAAUGUAAUAAUUAAUAAUAACAAUAAUAAGAAGUCUGAAAAUGGACACUGGCUACAUGAGCGCAUGUUCUCCGUGUUGGUCUGGUAUUUCAAAGGGUAUGUGUGUAUGUGAAGGAGAACUCUCAAGGGCAUCAUCGAUUGGGCAACUGUGUUUGAUGUGCGUUGCAAUAACUCCUCACGAAGCUGCUGCAUAGGGUCAUUCCAUUUCUGUUCUGUAGAAUAGUGUGACAACUGGCUUGCUGUAUCUACGGUAAUGUAAUUGUUUAAUGGAGUCAUGUGAUAAAGGCUAACAUAAAAAGUGUACGUUUAUAUAAAUAGCCGGUGUUAGGAAAAGACCAAUUACAACACUGCAUUAUAAUCCAGAGACGAUUUUAACAUUUCGCCAGAUAAGAAGACCUGAAAAUCUGAACAGAAGGGAUUUUGUUUGGAUCUCGGUUGCUAUGUGUACUAAUUGAGAGUAUAAGGGGACAUUGCUGUAAUAGCUCACUGAUUAUCAUGAAUGUUCAUUGGCUUGAAUGAGUUCAUAGUUCAGAUGUACCUUAGCCCUUUCCCCUCAUUGAUCACUAUAUAUUAUAAUAAUUACCAUCAAGGAUGUUUAAAAAAUAUAUGUAUACAGAAAAAUAUACGAAUACUGAAGAAUGUGUAACAUGACCAAAAUAUGCUAUAUUCAGACUUGGAGUCUGAUGUUUAUGUAUGUAUGUUUAUAUAUAAAUUAUAAAUGUGAUUUUA
This is a messenger RNA of Esox lucius (northern pike), 4215 nucleotides long. It is a transcript of the gene slc17a6a, whose product is annotated as solute carrier family 17 member 6a. The transcript has 11 exons. The coding region runs from base 562 to 2316 and encodes 584 amino acids. NCBI's taxonomy places the organism in Eukaryota, Metazoa, Chordata, Actinopteri, Esociformes, Esocidae. Gene Ontology annotation, biological process: transmembrane transport; synaptic transmission, glutamatergic; regulation of synapse structure or activity. Gene Ontology annotation, molecular function: L-glutamate transmembrane transporter activity; neurotransmitter transmembrane transporter activity. Gene Ontology annotation, cellular component: synaptic vesicle membrane; excitatory synapse. The record is from RefSeq and is a predicted model, not a curated record.